GCCUUCUCCUUGCUUCUUGGGGUCGUGGCCUUGCUCCCGCCGUGCAAGGGAAAAAUCCCAGGCACGUCCACGCGCGUGCGUGCGCGUGGGGCUUGAAGAGCUCGUGGGUCGGCACUAGGUCUCCGUGGGGGCUGAAGCGGGAGCCAUGGGCGGGACCGCCAGCACCCGCCGGGUCACCUUCGAGGCGGACGAGAAUGAGAACAUCACGGUGGUGAAGGGCAUCCGGCUUUCAGAAAAUGUGAUUGAUCGUAUGAAGGAAACCUCUCCAUCUGGUUCGAAGUCUCAGCGGUAUUCUGGUGCUUAUGGUGCCUCAGUUUCUGAUGAAGAAUUGAAAAGAAGAGUAGCUGAGGAGCUGGCAUUAGAGCAAGCCAAGAAAGACUCUGAAAACCAGAAAAGGCUUAAACAAAGCAAAGAACUGGAUCAGUUGACCAGAGCUAUUCUUCGAGAGAGGAUAUCAAGUGAGGAGGAACGCUCCAAGGCCAAACACCUGGACAUGGAAGUCAAAGCGAGGCAGCUGGAAGAGAAGGAUCGAGUGAUCAAGAAGCAGGAUGCAUUCUACAAAGAGCAGCUGGCUAGACUGGAGGAGCGGAGCUCCGAGUUCUACAAAGUCACCACUGAGCAAUACCAGAAAGCUGCUGAAGAGGUGGAAGCAAAGUUCAAGCGCUAUGAGUCUCAUCCCGUCUGUGCUGAUCUGCAGACCAAAAUCCUCCAGUGCUACCGCCAGAAUAACAAGCAGACCCUCAGCUGCUCCGCUCUGGCCGACCAGUACAUGCGUUGUGUCAACCAGGCCAAACAGAAUAUGUCUAUUGGUUUCCCCAUAGCAACAAACUCCAUGUGAGCAAGCUUGAAAAGGGAGGAUAAAAUCAACCUCCGAACCAGCAAAACUCCUUCAACGUUAAUUCCAGAGGUGGAACUUUUUUUUUU
Condylura cristata (star-nosed mole) is the source of this 924-nucleotide messenger RNA. RefSeq names its product coiled-coil-helix-coiled-coil-helix domain containing 3 (gene CHCHD3). Gene Ontology annotation, cellular component: MICOS complex; mitochondrion. Gene Ontology annotation, biological process: inner mitochondrial membrane organization. The record is from RefSeq and is a predicted model, not a curated record. The coding region runs from base 146 to 838 and encodes 230 amino acids. The transcript has 10 exons. Lineage: Eukaryota; Metazoa; Chordata; Mammalia; Eulipotyphla; Talpidae.